Molecule: messenger RNA, 414 nt
Organism: Rhodamnia argentea
Lineage: Eukaryota; Viridiplantae; Streptophyta; Magnoliopsida; Myrtales; Myrtaceae
Exons: 1
Coding region: 1-414 (137 amino acids)
Source: RefSeq, a predicted model, not a curated record
AUGGCUAUUUCUCCUCCUCCCCCUUCUUCUUCUUCUUCUUCCUCAAACAAGAGCACCAUCAGAGCCACCAUAGCCAUGGCCGACGCCGCCUCCGCCUCGUCCUUGUGCGCCAUCUUCCUCAUAGCCCUAAUCUUGGUGGCUUCCGAUAGGGAGAGCAGCGACGCCAAUGGAAUAGGGACCGGCGAUCGCAACGACCGGCCGUACAGCCUCAGGGGCAACCAGCUCUUGGUCCGGCCGUGCGACGAGAUAUACGUGGUCGGCGAGGGAGAGACCCUCCACUCCAUUAGCGACAAGUGCGGCGACCCGUUCAUCGUGGAGCGGAACCCGCAUAUCCAAGACCCGGAUGAUGUCUUCCCGGGCUUGGUCAUCAAGAUAACCCCCACCAAGAAGACGAGGAAGCUCUUGAUGAGUUGA